Melitaea cinxia (Glanville fritillary) is the source of this 777-nucleotide messenger RNA. RefSeq names its product fork head domain-containing protein FD4-like. Gene Ontology annotation, biological process: cell differentiation; anatomical structure morphogenesis; regulation of transcription by RNA polymerase II. Gene Ontology annotation, molecular function: DNA-binding transcription factor activity, RNA polymerase II-specific; RNA polymerase II cis-regulatory region sequence-specific DNA binding. The transcript has a single exon. NCBI's taxonomy places the organism in Eukaryota, Metazoa, Arthropoda, Insecta, Lepidoptera, Nymphalidae. The coding region runs from base 4 to 777 and encodes 257 amino acids. The record is from RefSeq and is a predicted model, not a curated record.
GCGAUGCCUAGGCCGACGCGCGAGUCCUACGGCGAUCAGAAACCACCUUUUUCCUACAUUGCUCUCACCGCGAUGGCGAUCUGGAGCUCGCCGGAGCGCAUGCUGCCGUUAUCAGAAAUAUAUAGAUUUAUUACAGAUCGAUUCCCUUAUUAUAGAAGGAAUACUCAGCGCUGGCAGAAUUCACUGCGACAUAACCUCUCAUUCAAUGACUGCUUCGUGAAGGUACCUCGCCGUCCGGAUAGGCCCGGCAAGGGCGCUUACUGGACGCUACACCCACAGGCAUUUGAUAUGUUUGAAAAUGGCUCACUUCUACGACGUCGAAAGCGAUUUAAGUUACACAAAGGUGAAAAAGAUAGUUUGAACGCAGAAUUAGCCGCACUAGCGACUUUUAACAGAGCUUUCUUAGCGAGGCAGGCCAAUUCUGCGCCAGGAGGUAUGUCUGGUGGAAUGUACGCACCAGCGAUAACUUUGUGCCCAAGACUGAGUCCAGAGCCUCCAGAAACACCAGAUACUGCAGCACUCUUGCCGACUAUACCCAGACCACGUCGAGCAUUCACGAUAGAUGCACUACUGGAACCUGAACCCAGGAGGUCGUCUCCUUCCCCUCCUUCGGUGCAACAGCCACAUUGUCCAAUGCCAUUACCACCUGCUCCAUACUUACUAGCAGCACAACGCUACCAUGCCGAAUUAUUAGCAGGUCUACAACAAUCUUGCCUCCCACCUCUUUGGACUUGGAGAGAUAGCAGUCAAUUUUCACAUUAUACGCUCAAUUCAUGA